AUGAUGUCAUCAUCAGGAACUAUUGUUUCACCAAAAAAAGAAGAUCUUAUAAAACGAUGGCAACGUCAAUUGAUCGGUCGUCCACAUAUAGAUUUCCAAGAAUUUAUGCAUCUUCUUCGACAACAACUAUUGUUGGAGACGAUUUUUUGCUUGUUCGAUCGUGAUUCAAGCGGUUUACUCUCUGAAUCUGAAUGGAUUGGAUCUGUAUAUAAAGUGGCCGAGAUAUCCAAUCGCACAAAAGAUGUUCGAACACUCGAACCAUUCAUACGUGCUUUUCGACAUUUUUCACAUGGAUCUGAUUCACUUUCUAUAGAUGUUUUUUAUAUAUUAUUCGAAGAUCUAUCGUUUCGACGAAAUUUUGCUUUAUUGUUUAUUGGUGAAUCAAAUUUAUUGAAUAUUAUGGAAUUUACUGAUUUACUUCGAUCUGUUUCAAAUCUUAAAUCAGAUACGAAAUGGCUUUCAUGGCUUGCUUAUCAAUUUCAUUUAGCAGUUGGUAAACGUCGUGGAAUGACAAAUCAUGGUACUCAAUCGGAUGAUAGUAUGGAUUUGGAAAAAUUUAAAAAUAGUUUUUAUUUCAAAGUACCUGAAUUAGCCGAUUGUUUAUUUAAUUAUCUUGAUACAGAUAAAACUGGUCGAUUAACAUUAGAUAAAUUUAUUCGAAAUUUGGAAUUUAUUGUUGAAGCAAAUGAUAAUGAAAAAGUUGAAUUUCUUUUUAAAAUCUUUGAUCGUGAUGGUGAUGGAACAAUAGAUUUUGAUGAAAUGAAAUUAUUACUUCGUUGUUUUUUGGAAGAAUCUCCUUCGCUUGAUAUGGAAGAAACAUUAGCUGAAUUAACUGCUACUUUAUUUCAAGAAACUGAUAUUGAUCAAUCAGGUGAUAUUAAUUUCGAUGAAUUAUCAAAUGCAUUGAAACGAAAUGAACAUUUAUUUAAAGUACUUUCACUUAGUACAAGCAGUUGGAUUCGACCUAAACCUGUGUCAAUAAGUAAAUAUCAUAAGCGUUCAUCAACAGUUCGUGCUUGGAUACGAAAUAAUAUCGGUUUAAUCUUCUUUUGGUCAUUAUAUUCAUUUAUAUGUACUUGUAUUUGUGUUGAUGUUAUUCAUCUUUAUGUUGGUCAACAACGUGUUCAUUUUCUUAUUGUAAUAGCUCGAUUGAAUGGUAAUCAAAAUUUUUAUUUCGAAAACAAAAAAAACAAAAAAAUUUUAUUUUCAGGUGGUAUGCUUAAUUUUAAUUGUGCUUUAAUGCUGAUAUUAAUGCUUCGUAAACAUAUAACAUGGUUAAGAUCAAAAGGUGGUGGUAUUCUUCUUCCACUUGAUCAUCAUAUUGAUAUACAUAAAACCAUUGGAAUUAUUAUUAUGAUUGAAACAGCAUUACACACAGCAGCACAUUUAGCUUAUUUAGGUUAUGUAUUUUAUAUUUGUUCAUUAUCUGAAGAUAUUGGCUCUUCAUGUAAUAAUAAUAGUACGAAUAUCCAUCAAUCUAAUUUAUAUAAUCAAUCAUUAAAUAAUGAAAUGAUAGUAACGAAGCGUUAUCGAUUUGAUUCUUUAGUAAAUAAAUGUGUUCCAUUUGGAUAUCUUGGAUGUGGUGGAAAUUGGAAUCAUUUUCACGCAGAAAAUUUAUGUGUACUUCGUUGUAAACCAUAUCGUGAUACAUAUCAUCGUUAUGUUGAUGCAAUAUUUACAGCUAAAUUAGGACUUGGUUAUAUAACAGGUGUACUUGAAUUCCUUUUAGGUGCACUUAUUUAUAUAAUGUGUUUACCAUUUGUACGGAAAAGUGGCCAUUUCCAAUUAUUUUAUUGGUGUCAUAUGUUAACACUACCAUGGUUAAUUAUUAUGCUUGUACAUGGACCAAGAUUUUGGAAAUGGUUAUUAAUCCCUGGAAUUUUAUAUAUUAUUGAAAAAAUCUUACGUUAUCGUAAAUCUCGUUCAAAUAAACAUGGUGAAACAUUUAUAAUGGAAGCUAUUCUAUUACCAUCUCAAGUUAUUCAUUUAGUUAUCAAUAAACCAAGAAAAUUUACUUAUAAACCUGGAGAUUAUAUCUAUAUAAAUAUUCCAGCUGUAGCUAGUUUUGAAUGGCAUCCAUUUAGUAUCAGUAGUGCUCCAGAACACAAAGAUAGUAUUUGGCUUCAUGUACGUGCAAGUGGUCAUUGGACACGCCGUGUUUAUGAUUUAUUUCGAAUGAAAUUAAAACAAGAACACGGAGGUGUAUUAAAUGAUUUUAAUGAUCUACGUCUUCGUUCAUCAAUGCGAUCACGCAUGUCAAAAAGUUAUAUUGAUGAAUUACGAGGUGUUAAUCAACAAGAAGAUCAUUUACAAUUUGAUCUUAAUAAUAAUAAUGAUGAUUGUAUACAAUCAAAAGCAGUUUCAGUAUCAUUUCCAUUAGUGAAUAAAAAUCAAAGGAGAUCUAUUUGUUCAUCAUGUCAUUCAACAUUAAGUUUACAUGAUAUACAAUUAAAUUCAAAAGGUAGAAUAAAUCAGAUGCAUACAGAAGAAAAUCAUACGAAUGCAACAAUUUUAAUAAAUCCAAGUACACUUGAUAAUUUAACUGUUGAAGAAAUUGAAAAAUAUGCGUAUGAACAAGAUGAUGUAUUAAUGGAUGAACAACAAAUAAAGCCAAUGACAAGACUUAAACCAGCUAUUAAAAAUAAUAAUAAUAAUAAUCCUAAUCGUUUAACUGUUCCAAGUAUUGGGGAUUAUUGUAUAAGAAUAUCAAAUAUAUCAACAGAUAAUUAUGAACAAAAACAUAUAGAAUUUAGUGAAACACGUUUUUCUGAUGCACUUGGAUAUUUACGUAUGUAUAAAAAUCAUAAUCGAAUACAAUUUAAUACACUUCAAUUCAAUGAUCGAGAAGAUUUACAAGUUUUAAUUGAUGGACCAUAUGGUGCACCAUCUCAACAUAUAUUUGAAGCUGAACAUGCAGUUUUAAUAGCGGCUGGUAUAGGUAUCACACCAUUUGCAUCAAUUUUACAAAGUAUUAUGUGUCGAUAUCGAAAUCGUCGACAUAAAUGUCCACAUUGUGAAUUUAUUUGGAAUAAUCCUGAAAGUGAAGAACUUCGUAUUAAAAAAGUUGAUUUUAUAUGGGUAACACGCGAACAACGUUCACUUGAAUGGUUUAUUAGUUUAUUAGCACAAAUGGAAAUCGAACAACAACGUUUAAGACAAAAUUCUGAUAAAGGUCCUUUACUUGAAGUUCAUUUAUAUGUUACAAGUGCUCAAUCACCUAUAGAUUUAAAAGCAUUAAAUGUUUAUUUAUCACUUGAUUUAAUUGGAAGAGAAAAUUCAUCUAAUUGUGAUGCAAUUGAUGGACUUAGACAAAGAAUUAAACAUGGUCGACCAAAAUGGGAACAAGUAUUUACUGAUUUAUUAAGUCAAAAGAAAGGUAAAAUAUCUGUAUUUUAUUGUGGUCCACCAGCAUUAUCAGCUGAAUUAACAACAAAAUGUCGUAAAUAUGGAUUUGCUUAUAAAAAAGAAUUAUUUUAA
Adineta steineri is the source of this 3477-nucleotide messenger RNA. The record is from the annotation of a GenBank genome assembly. NCBI's taxonomy places the organism in Eukaryota, Metazoa, Rotifera, Eurotatoria, Adinetida, Adinetidae.